AUGACUCAGGAAGCCUUGGAGGUCCUGGUGCGGGCUGUGAUGGGGGACGCCUUCAUCCCGGAAAACCUGAUCCUCCCCCAGGUGUCAAGCCGGGAGAAGGUCCUGGCCCAGCGGGAGGAGACCUUCGCCCUGGAGGUUGUUAGCUUCGCGGCUCAGCGGUCCGACCUCGAGAGUCGGCUUGCUGCCCAGCAGUCUGAGCUUGAGACCCGCAGCCAGGGUCUCGAGAUCCGCAGGCAGGAGCUGGACGAGCUCUCUGGGACCCUGGCUGGGUGGCAGAAACAACUGGAGGAGAGGGCCAGCAAGCUGGCCGUUGCCGAGGCGGAGCUGGAGGAGGACCGGAAGUCCCUCUCCAUGCGGGAGUCCCACGCCACCGGCAUAGAGAAGGAACUUGGGCACCAGCGGGACUCCCUCAAGAAGCUGAAGGAGUGGUCGGACAAGAGGAAGGCCGAGCUCGAGGAGAGGUAUAUGGCCCGAACGCUCACGCAGGAGCCGAUUCAGGAGUUCGACUUCGGGGUCGUUUCUGAAGACGACGAACCCAAGACCAACGGCGAGGACCUCUGGCUCCUGUUCCAGGAAGAGCUGGAGGAGAGUAGCGACGACCACUUCUCCUGGGACAAAGUCGAUUCCUCCUCGGAAGAGGAAAUCGACUCCUCCUCUGACGAAGACGACCCAAUGGCCGGAAGCGCCUUUCGAUUCCUCGGCUCCUCCGAGGAGGAUAGCAAGGAGGAAAGCAACGGCAGCGGCGGCUGGAGCAGCGAUGACGAGGCCAGCGAUGGCAGCAGCGCCGACAACAGCGGCGGCAGCGACGACGACGGCGAUGACAGCGACGGCGGAAACAUGCCGGCGUGA
This is a messenger RNA of Panicum virgatum (switchgrass), 849 nucleotides long. RefSeq lists its product as uncharacterized. The transcript has 4 exons. NCBI's taxonomy places the organism in Eukaryota, Viridiplantae, Streptophyta, Magnoliopsida, Poales, Poaceae. The coding region runs from base 1 to 849 and encodes 282 amino acids. The record is from RefSeq and is a predicted model, not a curated record.